Molecule: messenger RNA, 675 nt
Organism: Echinococcus granulosus
Lineage: Eukaryota; Metazoa; Platyhelminthes; Cestoda; Cyclophyllidea; Taeniidae
Exons: 6
Coding region: 1-675 (224 amino acids)
Source: RefSeq, a predicted model, not a curated record
AUGGUAGAAUUUUUCCUGUUUGGAUUUGGGUUUUUAUCGAAAAUGAUGAGUAACUUGAGAUCCUUUGGCAGAUAUAAAGAUAGCAGCGGCCCUCUCCAGUCAUCGGAAAGGAUUUCUAGUAUGAAUAUAACAUUAAAUAAUACCUUUCAUAUACAGUACACUACACAGUUUCACAAUGGUACAUUACUAAUUUUUCCUUACCAUCAUCACACUGUCAGCAAGGCUGAGUACUGCCAACACCUCCAGUCCACUGUUCAGUUAGUUCCGAUCACUUCUGAGUUAAUUCCUUCGCUUCUAUCAUCCCUUUUCCUUCCUACCUUUCUUUUAGUAAUAUGGGAAAAUGGAUUAGAACCUCGGCAUUUGGAUGAAUUGGAGAUGCUUUGCAUGUGCACACAUAAAAGUCAACUUUUUUCACUUGCAAGCAUUUCUGCCAACCCAAUAAAAUUUACUGGUUAUGUUCUUAAAAUCAAUAAUGCACAAUCAAGUAAUGUAGGGCUUGUGCAAACAAAUAAUUCCCAGUCAUUUCUCAUCAAGACACAAACAAAGCAAUUCGAAAUUGACAUGGAAAAGGCAUCAACAGAGGCUUCUUUUCAUGGAAUUGUUAAUCCAGUUGUUUUCCUUCUGCGUCUUGUGAAUGAUGGACAGAAGGCCUUAGGCUGUUUGAUGACAGAAUGA